AUGCUGAGGCUGUGUGCCGUGUUCAUCUGCCUUCUGUGUGGGGUGAAAACAGAUCCUGGGGAGACAUGCCCUGCAUUCACAGCUCUCAGCAUCAGCAAUGCUUUGGUAGGAACCGACCUGAAGGUGAAGCUGCUGCUCUACACCAGACAGAACCAAAACUGUGCUGAAGAGCUUAAUUCAACAGCCUCCAGGUACCUAGAUGUGACCAAGAAAACAACCUUCAUCAUCCACGGAUACCGACUCACAGGCUCUGCCCCUGUCUGGAUCCCUGACUUGGUGCAUCUUCUGCUUUCUGUAGAAGACAUGAAUGUGAUCCUUGUGGAUUGGAACCGGGGAGCAACAACUCUCAUCUACAGUAAUGCUUCCAGAAACUGCAAAAAAGUUGCUGAGAUUCUGAAGAAAUUUAUUGAUGAAAUGCUGGUUGCUGGAGCAUCACUUGCCUCCUUGCACAUGAUAGGAGUGAGCCUGGGAGCACACAUCUCUGGCUUUGUGGGACAGAUGUUCCAAGGAACACUUGGAAGAAUCACAGGCCUUGACCCCGCAGGACCCCUGUACAGAGGAAAGCCGCCGGGGGAGAGGCUCGAUCCCACAGACGCACAGUUUGUUGACGUCAUUCAUUCUGACACUGACGGACUAGGUUACACAGAAGCACUGGGCCACAUAGACUUCUACCCCAAUGGUGGGACCGACCAGCCUGGCUGUCCACUGACCAUAUUUUCUGGACUGCAGUAUUUUAAGUGUGACCACCAGAGGUCUGUUCUCCUGUUCAUGGCGUCGCUGAAGCAGAGCUGCAACAUCACUGGGUACCCGUGUGACUCCUACAGAAAGUACAGGCAUGGCAAGUGUACCAGCUGUGAAAGCUUCUGGCCCAUGCCAUGCCCCAUCCUAGGUUAUGAUGUCCACAAGUGGAAAGACUAUUUAACACAACAGAACCAUGCAGGGACAAGCAUGUUUUUUGAUACAGCAGACAAAGAGCCAUUUUGUAUGUAUCACUACUUUGUGGAUAUCACUACGUGGAACAAAGACACCAGAAGAGGCACCUUCAGCAUUGUGCUAGCUGAUGAAACGGGAAAGAAGGCAGAAGCUAAAGUUAACCCAGAAGCUGCAGCUUUUCAGCAGUACGACCAAAUCACUUUGCUAAUUGGAUUUGACCAGGAUUUGGAAAACAUAGAAAGAAUUUCCUUGACAUUUUCCACAGGAUCUGUCAUUGGCCCCAAAUUCAAACUCAGGAUCCUCCAAAUGAGGUUCCGGUCACUUACAAACCCAGGAAGACCACAGCUAUGCAGAUAUGACCUUGUCCUGAUGGAGAACACCAAAAAAACCUUCAAGCCCAUCCCAUGUUGGAGCAGGAGCUGAGACCCGAGUGCGUUACCUCUGAACACCGCAGCCAUGGGAGGGCUCACCUGUGAGUUCCUCGGAGCCUUCUGU
Messenger RNA from Colius striatus (speckled mousebird), 1428 nucleotides. Its product is annotated as lipase member H. Lineage: Eukaryota; Metazoa; Chordata; Aves; Coliiformes; Coliidae. The transcript is spliced from 10 exons. Bases 1 to 1356 code for a protein of 451 amino acids. Gene Ontology annotation, biological process: lipid metabolic process. Gene Ontology annotation, molecular function: lipase activity; carboxylic ester hydrolase activity. The record is from RefSeq and is a predicted model, not a curated record.